Arabidopsis thaliana (thale cress) is the source of this 1044-nucleotide messenger RNA. It is a transcript of the gene PnsL1, whose product is annotated as PsbP-like protein 2. The coding region runs from base 138 to 854 and encodes 238 amino acids. Gene Ontology annotation, molecular function: calcium ion binding. Gene Ontology annotation, biological process: photosynthesis. NCBI's taxonomy places the organism in Eukaryota, Viridiplantae, Streptophyta, Magnoliopsida, Brassicales, Brassicaceae. The record is from RefSeq and is marked reviewed. Gene Ontology annotation, cellular component: chloroplast thylakoid; photosystem II oxygen evolving complex; chloroplast thylakoid membrane. The transcript is spliced from 8 exons.
AUCUUUCAUUAUCCUUUUAUCCACAUGUUGAUGAAUGGAGAAGUCCGAGAAAUGACGAAAAUCAGAAAUUUCUUAUCCACAUAGAACACUAAGGCAAUGUUCAUUGAUCAUCAAAAGUCUUGUGAAUUGUAGCCACUAUGGCAGUCUCCUCACUCUCAAUCCGCUGUGGUGGUUUCUCACCAACAAUCUCCCACAAGACAGAAAUUCUCUGUCCAAAUCCAUCACUCAAAGCUUGUUGUUUACUUUCAUCCGGUGGUAAGGCCGACUCCUCGGAGAGUACUUACCAAAAAGGCAGCGGAAACAAUUGGAAGAGAAGGCAAGCUCUUGUGGGAGUAGGAACUUUAGUGGCAACUUCAAUUCCAGCAACUUUGCUUCUUGCUGAAGAGAUACCAAAAAGCUACUCGCCUUUUGUGGAUCGAGAAGACGGGUAUUCUUACUAUUACCCAUCAGACUGGAGGGAAUUUGACUUCAGGGCACAUGAUUCAGCCUUCAAAGAUAGAUACUUGCAACUGCAGAAUGUGCGGGUCAGGUUCAUACCAACGGAGAAAAACGACAUCCAUGAAGUAGGUCCUAUGGAAGAGGUGGUUUAUGAUCUAGUGAAGCAUAAGUUUGCAGCACCAAACCAAGUAGCUACCAUCUACGAUAUGAAAGAGAGGGUGGAAGAUGGAAAGAACUAUUACACGUUUGAGUAUGGACUAAGAACUCCUAUCUAUGCAACCACUUCCUUUGCAACAGUGGCAGUUGGAAACAACAGAUACUACACUCUCAUAGUUGGAGCAAAUGAGAGAAGGUGGAGGAAAGUGAAAAAGCAGCUUCAAGUUGUGGCCGACUCUUUGAAGAUCCUUCAGAUUUGACAAACACAAGAAACAUCUUACUCCUAUAUAUCUUUCUCUCUCUGUGGUUACAAAACUGUCUGUAGAUAACAAUUUGAUAUUUUCAUAUUCUCUAUAACUCCAACGAUGGUUUUGGCAUUGUGAGUUAGAUUCUGAGUUGGUUCAGUAAUUCAAUCAAACUUGCAAAUAAAGUGGAAAUAAUGUAUUUACA